Larimichthys crocea (large yellow croaker) is the source of this 4015-nucleotide messenger RNA. RefSeq names its product tektin 2 (testicular) (gene tekt2). The record is from RefSeq and is a predicted model, not a curated record. NCBI's taxonomy places the organism in Eukaryota, Metazoa, Chordata, Actinopteri, Sciaenidae. Gene Ontology annotation, biological process: cilium assembly; cilium movement involved in cell motility. Gene Ontology annotation, cellular component: nucleus; microtubule cytoskeleton. Bases 750 to 2033 code for a protein of 427 amino acids. The transcript is spliced from 10 exons.
UCUCUGUACUUUUUUAUUUUUUAUUUUAUUAUAACUUUGUUUCACAAACAAAGGUAGCAUACAAAUCAUUACAAAACCAUUUCACAUGUAUAUUCUACACCAGGGGGAGAAAGAGACUAGUAUAUUUAAUUGUUCACAAAUGUUUUUUGUUGUUAGAAAAUUUAAUGGAAACAAUGUACUGCCUGAGCUCACUGUGAAAGGCAACAAAAGAUGGCUUUCUUUGAGUAAAUUUACAUUCAUGAAUAUGAAAUUUCGCCACCAGUAUGAUGAGAUUGAUAAUAAAUGUUUCGUUUAAUUUUUCUCUAUUUUUGUUAAAGUCAAAGAACACAAACAGUACAUCCCUCCAAAACAACUUAAAAUCUUUAUCAACAUUUUUAGCAAUAAAAUUACAGAUCCACAAACUUUGGACAAAAUUUAAAAAAUGAGUAACUGUUUCAAUAUGUUCAGAACAGAAAGUGCAUUUCACAUCAAUAUCUUGUUUGAAUCUUCUAACAAUUUGAUCACUGGAUGGAUAAAAUCUAUGAAUUGUUUUUAAAUGAUCUCACUUUAUUGGUUGCUACCUCUCUGUACGUUACAAACGUUAAAAAAACCGUUGCCAGGGCGAUGUUUUUCUUUAAAUUAUUAAGGAAUUAGAACGUUGCGUCUACCCGUUGCCCGGCAACGCGUCGAGUAGCGGUUGUCAUAGGAACCUCUGGUCCAGUGAAAGCCAGCACGCACAGACUGUCGGAACGUUCUAGAACUCUCGUAAGAUGUCUGCACUUCCUGCGAAGCCUGGCCUGCGCCACAAUGUGUCAGAGUGGAACAGCAACAACCACCAACUGUCUGACACCGCAGAGCAUGAGCGAUAUGUGUCUAAUGUGAUCCGGCAGGAAGGGAGGUCACUACGCAACGAGACCAACUGUAAGACAACCUGGGAUGAAAGCGACACCUCUCGCAGGCUGAGCGACCGGGUCUGGGAUGUUGCUCGCUGGAAAGACACGCUAGAGAUCUGUGCACAGAAAGUGGAUGAGGAGAUGGAGGCUCUGACGCUGUCAAAGGAGCAAACCGAGCAGGCGCUCGCUGCGACUGCCGUUCCCCUGGAAGUCAGCAGUGAAUGCUUGACGCUGCGUGACGGACGGCGAGGGUACGAGCUCGUCACUGACCCCGUCCACGAGCAGCUGAGGAAAGAAGUGGAGCUGAUUGAAAGAGUGCAGCAGGUUCUGCAGCAGCACAUAGACAAGGCCUUCGAGCAGCUGUGUGUUUUGCAGGAGGCUCGACAUCAACUGACCGCUGACCUCCAAAACAAGAUGGACGCGCUGGACAUUGAUAUGACCUGCCUGUCACUUACAAAAAAGUCACCGCAGAUAUCCCUGAAGACCAACCCGACUCGCAUACCACCAGGUUCAUCCACCCCUCAGGAGUGGGUCCAGUUCAGCCAGUAUAAUGUGGCUUGUGCCGAGGAGGCCAUGCACUUGUCCCAGCAAAUGAGAGAGGACACGAGUCUCACCAGAGCCCAGCUGCAGAAUGAGUUGGACACUCAGCGCAGAGCCACAGAGUUUGCUCUCCGUAAGCGUAAUCACCAUGAAGAGCAGGCACGCGACGAGCUGGAGUGGCAGAUAAAAAAUACUGAAGAUGAAAUGGCAGAAAUGGAGAGCGACAUCCACGGACUGGAUGCAGAUCUGCAGGCGAAGACGGCCUCCCUGAAACUGGCUCACACCCGAUUGGAGAACAGGACCAACAGACCUGGCAUGGACCUGUGCAGAGACGAGGUGCAACACGGCCUUGUUGAUGAAGUCCAUCAGCUGGAGGCAACAAUCAUGGCGCUGAAACAGAAACUUUCCGAGGCUCAACACUCUCUGCAGAAGAUGAAGCUCCAUCACUCUCGCAUGCUGCAGGAUCUUUCCAGAAAACAGGAAGCUCUGUCUCUGGAACAACGAAGCAUGAACACCCGUACUCGCCUUAAAUCUCCGUCCUGCACCGAUAAAACACCGGUACUGCUGGUUCCACUCACCAACUCGAGCGGGAGGAGCAACCUGCAGCUGCUGGCUCAGUAAGACGACGGGAUCCAGAUUUUGAAGGGAAGGGAUGUAACUCGACAAAUAGACUUGAUUGUGUGUGGUUAAUUUGCUUUUACGUUUGUUUUGUUGAAUUACCAAGGAUGUACUUUACCUGUGUCUGUUUCCUCUAGUCUAUAUGUCUGUUUUUCUGCAUAUGAGUUUGUCUGUUUGUAGAGUUUAGUCAUUGUCUGCAAAAAUUCCCCAAUGAAAGCGCUCACAUUCAUGCCUGGUAUUUUUUUUUAAUCUACCAUUAGCUUUAAUGGCUUUGUUUGGCUUCAUCCUGUUGUUUGAUCAAGUGACGCCGCUUGGAGCAUGAAGACGCGAUAAUGCCGUGAACUUUGACUCAUACAGUAUACGCGGUGUAGAUAAAAAUAGUGAUAAAUAGGUACUAAACACAAUCACACAGACAAUAAACCCUCCGUAACUCUCACAUGCCUGAGUUGAAAUGUCUUCAAAUGGAUGUCGACAACAGAGAAAGAUCUGUUUUAAAGAAAUGUUUGGACUGUGCUCUGAAAAUGAAAAAGUCUGUUCAGAAAAAUGUUUUUGAUUAUAGCAGUAAAAUACUGUAUGAUACAAUUUUAUGCUUGCCUGUAGAGUGCAAAUAACUGAAGGACUUGAUUGAAGUUGAUUACAAUCAGUACCUGCCAAUUAAACGCUGUCUUUUUUCCCUGUAAUUAGUACCAUAUUACAUAAUUCUUAUUAUGAAACAUCUCAGAAAGGGUACGGAGUAUUUCAAAGUUAUGGACCCCCUAAUAAAAACCUUCUGUGAGUCCUAGACAUUGUUUUGUUUCACUCACAAAGCUCAGCCUUAAUAUCAAAGACGUGGAUCAUCGGUGGACCUGAGGCCUGGUUGCUCAAACAAGCCACACUUACCUGUCAAAGCUGCCACAUUCUUAAUCCUGCAUAACUUUAAGCCUUAAUAUAAUCUCAACAGGUGAGUUGUAUAUAAAUUCACCCUCAGUACAGUUGUCAUGAACGGGGAAAUUAGCUACAGAGACCAAAACUGUUUUUUGUACGAGGUUGCUGCUUGGUUGAGACCAAAAACUAAAGCUAAAAGACAGUAAACAUUGGACAUACAUUCAUCUAGUGGACAGAUAAAGUUGCUCCGUUACUGCUGGAUGUGUGAAUAAGCAACAAGUUUGAAAACUCUAAAGGUGUUGUGUUCACAACUUGAUGCUGCUGCCCUCAAGGGGCCAAAAAAAUAUUGUAGGUUUAAGAUUUUGGUUCGUGGUUAGUAUUUUGGCCUUUUAAAACCAUGAGAAACAUUAAUUAUAGACCAUCAUACCACUGUCCUUAAAAGACCUUCCGCAAUGUCAGGAGAAAAAUAUGAGAGGUAAAUAUAAAGACUGUACAAAUGUCACCUCAGCUAAUAAAUAAGGUAAAUAUAUAUUCAUUACUUUGCAAACAUUCAUUUUACCAUAUCAGAGGAGUAACUAUACACACAUUUGUUUUGACCAUUGGAUCAACAGACUAAUCAAACAGCUACCAGCCGUGUUUUGAACUGCUCUUUUCUUGGAAAAACAUUUCAUGGUGUCAUCAUUCUACGCCAAUAAAAUGCCUCUGCAACAACUCACAGAGAUUUUCUGCUCCAUUUUCUUCACCAACAGCACACACCCACAUUCACACAUAAACACACACACUAAAUAACUCAUUCUCCACCAUAAAACUGUGAGAAGCGCCUCCACGCCACAAACAAGUCACCGUUUUCCCAAAGCCCAACCCAUCCUGUCCUCGCAUCGACCAUCAGCUCCAGCACAUUUAUGACUUUACUGCCUGGCCCUCCAGUUCAUUUGGAAAGCCUCAGCUUUAAGGGGAUUGCCAUGUGCUUCCUGACAUGCUGAAUUAUUCUGAAUCAUUUCACUUAAGAGCCCAGAUGCUACCUGUCUGUUGCCCAUCAUUGAGAGGGUAAUUAAGGCGGACUGGUGCCUGCUAAAUGCCCUCCUACUUCUGCAUGACUGGAUGCGUCUCCUUAUCUGCAU